This is a messenger RNA of Actinia tenebrosa (Australian red waratah sea anemone), 2695 nucleotides long. RefSeq lists its product as uncharacterized. The record is from RefSeq and is a predicted model, not a curated record. Lineage: Eukaryota; Metazoa; Cnidaria; Anthozoa; Actiniaria; Actiniidae.
CCCAUUGAUUGGCUGGUUUACUCAUGAGUGAUGAGUAUGAGAAAUGGACGUGUAGAUCUUCUACCCAACGUUUGAACCUCUUAUUCUCUUAUUCUCCUUCAGYCGUCUUUAUCAGACGCUGCACAUGGGCAAGGAGCACCUGAUCAUCUACUACUAGUAUCGAUAAUGUCAAAGAACGGGCAUUUCUUGAUGUAACUGAAUCGCCGUUUAUCAAUAAAACAUCAUUGUGUGUUCAAAAUAUGGCUCUUACUAUGAUCCAGCUAGCUGACGAUGAUUCAGUCUAUGAACGUACUAGAACUGGAAGAAUAUGUAUAUGGUAUAGGCAAUGACAACUGCGAUCCUUUUCCUUUGACUGAAGAUAUUAGUACUUCCCCUGAAGCAAAUGCUUCUCUCCAUUGGAGGAGUUUUGAUGGAAAAGUUAGCAAAGUGAGACUUUGCAUGCAACCAGCUAGCCAAACCAACUAUUCAAGUGGGCUGUGCCCAAUAGGCUUUGUACCUCUGCUAACCACAUCUGAUAAGGGAACCCAUUUCUUGGGACAACAAGAACACUAUGAGAUAUAUCAAAGACUGAAAUUCAUUGGAAAUCUUACUACCGGCAAUAUGUGGUUCGACCUGUUGAAUGUGACUAAGGUGGAUAUUGGUUCUACCUUCCUAGCCCUAGUGCAGUUUGACAAUGGUGUACUAACUGCAAAAUGCAAUAACCUAACAGCUCGUCGUCUCAUUGAAGCCGUGGAAACUCAUGGACCAACAACCCAUGGUCCAACGACCCAUGGUGGCCCACCCAAGCAAGAUAAAUUAAUUUUGGGUACAAUUUUGGGUACAACUUGCAGUUUGGUUCUACUCAUGCUCAUUGUGGUAAUCAUCAUUAAAUAUUACAAAAAAUGCAAACGAGCUAAUGAAGCACAAAUAGCAAGAAGAGAAGAUAUGGAUUUGCAUGCACAACGGAAUGCACCCAGUCUUGAGAAUGCUGUCCGAGUAAUUUAGUCACACUGUUGAAUAGUUAGAUAAAUUUAUCUUACUUUAACUACCGUAAAUACAUGUACCUAUUUAGUUGGUGUAUCCUUAAGUACACCCCAAUCAUUAAACUAAUGGUCAUGCAAAUCCAGAGGUUUACUUUGUUUUCUCCCCUGAUUUUCAGACCAUUGGAACAUGAAUUUUCAACUAAAAUAGUAAAUAACUUAAUAUCUUAUUUUGGUUACAUCAAUAUUCAACAGUUGUAAAGACUUAAUUCACUCUAUUUUCUGUAGAUUAUAUAGAAUCMUACCAAAAAACUAGGGAUAUAUAAUGCACCCAUUUGACAUUUAAGUUUGGAUGUUCAUUAAAUUUGUUAAAGUGCCUAUAACCCCUAACAAUAUUUUCAGUAUUGAUUCUACUUGAAGUGAUGAAUAGUUGAAUGGUAAAUUAUUUUAUAUGAUUUGAUUGAUGCAUCUUGAAGAUAUUAAGGUUUAUAAUUCCAAGGUGUUAGUGGCACUUUAAUGUAUGAAGAAAUAGAAAAUAUUAGUCUGUGUUGUACUGUUCAGUUAAUUAUAAAAAGCACACAGUUGUGAUUGGCAGAACACAAGAGAAGUGUUAGGGGAGAAACAUGCAUGCAUAUAUAUAUGGAGUGCUUCUCAACAGGUACUUCUGGACAUGUUCUGCCUAUUCCCAAAUAAAUUUAUAAUAUCUGAUGAAUGCACACAGCACAGCAAGCAUUAUUUAUUUCUUAAUUUAAAAAAAAACAUUAAUUAGACUAACCGUUAUUUAAUUGRACAUGAAUGACAAAAUAUAUAAAAAGUGUAUAUGCCAUGUGAAAUUUUAGACUUGAAUAUCAGAGAAAAGACAAAAUUCAGGAAUUUKUUUAAAAUAAAAACUUUUAGUUGGCCAAAUUAUUGGCCAAAUUGGAAACUGGCCCUUAAUGCUGUAUUUGUCACCACAUUUAAUAAGGAUUAGUAAUAAAUUGGGCUUCCAUAGGAAAGCCAGCAUCUUAAAAUGCAGGCCACUCUUCUUUGUCCUUGUAUUUGGCAGGUGUGACAGGUGUGCUUGUUCUUUUGGGACAAAAUAAUUUACAGAAUGCUGUGUUUUGUGAAGAAAGCUUUGGACAGAAUUAUGGAAAUCGAUUUUUUUGUUGAUCAAAAUUUAUAGUCUAGAAUAAUGAAUCUUGAGGCUUAUAGAUCUUAUGAAUAUAGCCCCCGGGGAUUGGAUAAGGGUGGGGAUGCUCAUCGUACCUUAAAGAGUAAGCCAGUACGACUACCUCUUAGGGUGUUUGUGAGGCAAUAAGAUACCUGAGAUUAUAUGAUGACAGUUGGAAUGCCAGUUGUAAUUCAGGAUAUUCAUUUUYGGCUCACUAUCUGACUUCUGUCACUUAAAUCAAUAUUAUAGAUAAUAUGUACCUUUCAGGGCUAGCAAAUCAUUACUUGCCACGCCCACCUGGACAAGAUCCGGGUACGGGUACCUAUUUUCAAGAUUUCCGAUGAGCCUCCCCACCCUUCUAUAUAUAGGAGCMGAGCCCUACACCCCACCCCCUGGGAUCUAUCCAUGKCAAUCCAUGGCAUGAGGAUCCAUGAAACAUUUAAUACAAUAUCAUAACCUACAUUUUCUUGGCUUAUUCAAGCACUUCUGUUGCCAAACUAAGGAACUGGAUGCAGGAUGUUUUUUAAUUUGUGAUUAGGAUUUGAAAAUUAUUGCAAUAAAAAARUGCUUGAUUUUCCAAUUAUAA